Messenger RNA from Gilbertella persicaria, 892 nucleotides. RefSeq names its product ras family-domain-containing protein. The coding region runs from base 122 to 721 and encodes 199 amino acids. The transcript is spliced from 7 exons. Gene Ontology annotation, cellular component: Golgi apparatus. NCBI's taxonomy places the organism in Eukaryota, Fungi, Mucoromycota, Mucoromycetes, Mucorales, Choanephoraceae. Gene Ontology annotation, molecular function: GTPase activity; GTP binding. The record is from RefSeq and is a predicted model, not a curated record.
CUUUUUCUUAAAAACUAUGUCCAAUUACAGCUACAAUUAUAUCAUAAAGUAUAUCAUUAUUGGUGAUACUGGUAUUGAAAGAAGAAAGAAAAAAAAACAAUAGAAUAUACUAACUAGAUAAAUGAUGUAUUCUAUAGGUGUUGGCAAGUCUUGUAUCUUGCUUCAAUUUACCGACAAGAGAUUUAUGCCAGCUCAUGAUUUGACGAUUGGUGUUGGAUUUGGUACACGUUUUAUUACAGUCAACGAUCAACAAAUAAAAUUACAAAUCUGGGAUACAGCUGGACAAGAAUCAUUCAGAUCGAUUACAAGAAGCUAUUAUCGAGGUGCAGCUGGUGCUCUGUUGGUUUAUGAUAUCACAAGAAGAGAGACGUUUGAACAUUUGCCUGUCUGGUUAGAAGAUGUGCGCCAACAUGCUAACCCAAACACAGUCAUUAUGUUGAUUGGAAACAAAUGUGAUUUGGAAAAGAAUCGACAAGUCUCUAGAGAAGAGGCUGAGAAGUUUGCUCAAGAGAACGAUUUGUUCUUUUUGGAAACAUCUGCAAAAUCUUCGGAAAACGUUGAAGAAGCAUUUGCAAAGACAGCAGAAGCUAUUCAAAAGAAGAUUCAAAAUGGUACCAUUGACAUGAACAGUGAAACAAAUGGCGUCAAAUUAGCUCCUCCUCAGGGUGGAUCUUCUUUACCUUCUGCAAAUUCUUCCUCAAGCAGUGGUGGCUGCUGCUGAAUACCCUCUCAUUUUUUUCUUUCUUUUAUUUCUUACACUUAAUACAAUAAUGAUACAAUAUUCUCUCUCUCUCUAAAUCCUUGAUGUGUAACAUGGUCUCUUUUAGGUUUUGUUUUGUUACACAGUCCAAAACAAAACAAUAAAUAAAUGAAAAAGAGGUUGCAUGAAAUA